AUGCCAGAUCCUAUACGUGGGACAGACUCAACAACAUACGCGGAAUCGUUAUGUGCCUCUUCGCUGGAUUUAUACCUGCUCAACGAACCUGAAGUACCUACCUGUAUUCGACUUCAAGGGUCCUCCGUUGUCGAUCUUACUCUAUGCUCAUCAGCAAUGAAUUCCUCAGUUGGAUCGUGGAGGAUACGUAAUGAUUAUGAUAUGGUGUAUACCGAUCAUGUAUUAAUUGACUACGGAAUUGACAUCCCUUCGGUUCAGAGAGUUAACAAGCGAUUUUUAUUUAUUACAUGGAGCACGAAACAAAUGGAUAAAGACAGAUUUGCGGCAGCAAUGAUCGCUGGCUUUUGGGCGCACCCUCAUGAGGAGGAUCUAGGGACUUCUAUUAGGAGAGUCACCUUUGUUGUGCGACCAAGAUUAAGGAGCUGCGACAGCAAUACCAAGUUUUACGCAGAUGAUUUACCUGCGCCAGAGCGCGCAAGACAAGACCAGUUUGGGAGCCGAUGCAGCGGGAAAGGGUUGCAGAAGGCACUGAAACAGGCCAUAGCGAAAGAUCAAGCCUGGAAAGACAUGUUGGAAUCUUUGGAGGGCGACCCGUGGGGUCUGCCCUACAAAAUAGUCAACAAGAAGCUGAGAGGCUACUCAUCGCCUGUAUGCGAAUCAUUGGAGCCGGACUUUAUACGUAAUACUGAAACAUCGGAGGUGACAUUGGCGGAGCUGCGACUGGUCGUGGCCAGAUUCAGGAGAAAUGAAAAGGCCCCUGGACCCCUGGAUGGCAUAAAGUACCGGACUCUGACUGGUACGUUCGAGUAUUGUGCUGACCUGGUUUGCUCAAUCUUCACCGGCCUCUUGCGAACUGGUGUCUUCCCAGCCGAGUGGAAGCACGCCAGAUUGGUUCUGCUUAGGAAGCCGAACAAACCGCUCGACUUGUAUUUGUAUUCCUCCUACAGACCGUUAUGUCUUUUUAAUACCUUCGGCAAGAUCUACGAAAAAAUUGUAGCCAAUAGACUCACGUUGUUUAUCGAAAGGCCGAUCCACAUAAUAGAUGCUAUACAUCGCACAAAGGUGGUUAGAAAGGCCUUUGCUGCUGACCACUGCGUGGUUGCGGUGAGUCUGGACAUAUCGAAUGCCUUUAACUCUGUCCCAUGGACUGAAAUUCUUAGAGCUCUCGGGGAAUUUGAGGUCUCCGACUAUUUAUAUAGCGCGCUGAGUGAUUAUCUGAGGGAUUGCAGAAUCUCAUACGUUAACAGGGAUGGCGAAUUGGAGGAGAUAGAGGUGAAUUGCGGGUUCCACAGGGGUCGGUUUUGGGGCCACUCCUCUGGAACAUAG
Pogonomyrmex barbatus (red harvester ant) is the source of this 1326-nucleotide messenger RNA. RefSeq lists its product as uncharacterized. The record is from RefSeq and is a predicted model, not a curated record. NCBI's taxonomy places the organism in Eukaryota, Metazoa, Arthropoda, Insecta, Hymenoptera, Formicidae.